Molecule: messenger RNA, 834 nt
Organism: Prunus avium (sweet cherry)
Lineage: Eukaryota; Viridiplantae; Streptophyta; Magnoliopsida; Rosales; Rosaceae
Source: RefSeq, a predicted model, not a curated record
UCAAAUUAUUUUUGGGCAGUUAUAUUGGAGGAGUUGAUCAAGAAGAACCCAUGUCAACAAUCACAUCGGUUGAUCUUUGCCGGUCGAGUUGCCGCCUUUUCGUCAAGCAUCCUGGAGUGUUUCAGCAUUUCUCAUCAGCGACAUUGAAAUGCCAACAAGGUUUCAGAACCAACCAUGAAUUGUUGUCUCUCACAGUAGGGCAGAGGAAUGUUUUUAGCAGGCAGCCAUGUAGGAAUAAGAUUGUGUGCAAUAGUUCUCCAUUACCUGGAGCUCCAGGCCCUUCACACUCCUGGAAAGGAUGGAUGAUAGGGAUAGUAUUAUCAGUAAGUUUACCCUUCUGGAGGCACAAAUGGACGCCCUUGCUAGCAAUAAAAAAGGAGGUGGACAUGAUUGUAGACACAGUUGAGGCAGUGGUGGAGGUGGUAGAACAGGUAGCUGAGAAAGUGGAGGAAGUGGCAGAUGAUAUAGGUGAUCAUCUUCCUGAUGGAAAGCUUAAGGAUGCACUUGAAGCAGUUGAAAGUAUAGCCAAAGAAGCAGCCAAAGAUGCUCACCUUGCAGACCAGCUAAUUGAGAAGGCAGAAGAAGUGGAAGAUCGGGUAGAAGACUUCUUUGAGUCAGCCGUGGAUCAAGCAGGGAAUGAAAUCACCAAAGAUGUUGGCGAUGAACAAAAUAUUGUACAAGUAGAAAAGAAAAUCCAGUGAAUAUAUAUGAGAUUUUCCAAUCAAAGAUGAACAGGAUACCAAUAAUUCUGUCAUCUCUAACUGUUUCUGUGAAAUUGUAUUCAUUAAUAUUCAUUCUUUUCUAAUAGAUUAUCAAGUUCUAUUGGUGAAAUAA